AUGAGUUUUUGGGGAAUUUUUCAAAAUAUCUUUAGCAGGACUACCAAUUCCAAUAUAAAUCUAAAAAAAGACGAUGAUUAUGAACUUCGGCGCCAUUUAGUUGUUAUGAAAGAAAUUGAAAAGUAUAAACGUUACCACAUCAAGAGUUUGAGUGAUUCUGAUAUCGAAACAAUUGCAGAAAGCAUAUAUAAACUUAUAAAGGAGUCUGGAGAAAUUUACCCACGAACAUAUAUGCUUUAUGAAGAAUUAAGAGAAAUAAAGAAAGUUUUGCUAUUGGAGGAUGCAAGAAUCAGAAGGGUAUUGGAAAAUCUUUGUCGUAAUACCCCAGAAGUGGGCGUGGAUUAUAAAUUUGAUGGGUUACGUAAGUUGCAAUCAUUUAUUGACGCCGCUCAUUAUCAGGCUAAUUCUGGAGAGAGCAUAUCCUUCGUAGACGAAUAUGUUUAG
Messenger RNA from Blepharisma stoltei, 444 nucleotides. Lineage: Eukaryota; Ciliophora; Heterotrichea; Heterotrichida; Blepharismidae. The record is from the annotation of a GenBank genome assembly.